Molecule: messenger RNA, 2137 nt
Organism: Eriocheir sinensis (Chinese mitten crab)
Lineage: Eukaryota; Metazoa; Arthropoda; Malacostraca; Decapoda; Varunidae
Product: piggyBac transposable element-derived protein 4-like
Exons: 2
Coding region: 216-2129 (637 amino acids)
Source: RefSeq, a predicted model, not a curated record
UUCCUCCUCAUCAUACUAUUUUUUGUCCGCCUAUUAUUUUCUCUCUUGUCUUCACUUUACAUUCAUAUUGAGGCAUUUCUUCCCGUAGGUGAAAUGCAUGGGGUAAACAAGUUUAUAAAAUUAUAAGUGAUUUCUUUUACGUAUAUCAUGAAGCGUCGUAACAUUAUGCUCAUCCUCUUCCAGGUAAUGUCGCCAAUGGAUCUCCCUCUGGAAAUAUGCCUAAAGCUGCAACCCAAGGUCCCAAAGGUACUGCCGCUGCAAGCAGUCAUGCCCCAGGUCCUUCGGGGUACAGGCCCGCACCUCGCCGACGUCCUGUGCAACCCGACAAGUACAUGAGACUGCUGUUUUCUACGGACGGUAACGACAACGACAUCUCUGACUCUGAAUUUGUUCUGGACAGUGACAGUGACAGUGACAGUGACUUUGACAGUGACAGUGAAAGUGACAGGGACAAUGAACUGCGUGAAGGUGAGGAUGACCACCGGAACAGAGAAGUGCCGUUGCCUGAGACCCCAGACUUCUCAUUUGCUUGGUCAGAAGGGUCAGACUUCGUACCUGACCUGCACGAGUUUUGCUCUGACAGGAGUGGCGUGACGAGAGACUGGCCUUGCAACGACCAGUCAAAUGAGAGUGACUUUUUCCGUGCCUACUUGGAUGAUGAGUUGAUGUCAUUUGUUGCCCAUCAUACCAACGACCAUUUUCGUUUGGUGUGUGAGGGAAUGAAUGGUCUUCCACCCACUUCCAGGGCACGGAAAUGGGAGGAUACAACGGCAAGGGAGUUGAUUGUCUUUAUCUCCCUGAUCCUGCUGAUGCCUCUGUGCAAGAAGCAUUAUGUGCAGGAUUACUGGCGUAAUGACACUCUUUGCCACCCUCUGUACGGGAAGUAUAUGACUCGUGACAGAUUUUUGCUGUUGCUUGGUUUUCUGAACUUUAGUAACAGUGAAAAUUCUAACGACAAUGGCCCGCUUAGGAAAGUGAAUGAAAUAAUUUCAAUGAUCGUUGCACGGUAUCAGAAAUAUUUCCAUCCCUUUCAAAAGCUGGUUAUUGACGAGUCACUUGUCCUGCACAAGGGUCGCCUCUCCUUCAAGCAGUACAUUCCGACAAAAAGACAUCGCUUUGGCAUUAAACUUUUUGUUCUUUGCGACUGUGAUACAGGAAUCGUGCUUGACGUGCUUGUGUAUGCAGGCGCACAGACUGAUAUACCAACUGUCAGUAAGAAAGAUCCUAGGGGAAAGUCUGGUGCCGUCGUCUGUAAGAUGAUGGCACCAUACUUCGGUAAGGGUCAUAUUCUUUACACAGACAAUUGGUAUACCAGCCCUGCUUUGUGUCAGUUCCUGCACGACAACAACACGGGAUCUUGUGGAACCGUACGGCGGAACAGAAAGUUUAUGCCAAAGUUCGACGUACAAAAGACCAUAGUUGACGACCCCAGCAAACCAGCCAAUGAUGACACGACUCGCACCCGAGGCAGGAAGAAGGACAUGUACACUCAAAAAGAAAAGGCUGGCAAGUUGCUGGCCUUGAGAUGGAGCGACAAGCGUGACGUCCACCUUCUCUCUACCGUCCACACAGGAGCUAUGGCAUACACUGGCAAACGCCACUGGGGGACGAGGAAGGAGAUUUGGAAGCCAGAUGUAGUUCACGACUACACUAUGAAUAUGAGGAUGGUGGACAAGUGUGACGGCCAGAUCACAGGCAUUGAGUGUAUGAGAAGGUCUACCAGAUGGCAAGUCAAGUUGUUCUUCCAUCUGAUAGACAUGACUAUGCUCAAUGCCUACAACAUGUGGCUUGCCACACAUGAGCCAACACCCACCAAGAAGAUCAUGUUGCGUCAGUUUGUCUAUAACACAGCCAUGCAGCUCCUCGAGAAGUACGGCGAGCUAACCUCGGCCACUAUGGGUCGCCGUCCAGCUCAGCUGCUCUACCGACUGCAACCCUCAAACCGCCACACACCUGUAUACACCGAGAUAGUUAACGGGAGGAGGGUCAGCAAACAGUGCUAUGUAUGUAAGCACACGACCAGGCGCCCACAAAAACGCACAAGGAUCACCAUCAUGUGCAAGGAAUGCAACGUUCCCUUGUGCGUGGGAGAUUGCUAUGAGGCCUUCCACAACCUUGUCAACUUUUAGGAUUUAUC